AUGAGCAAACUUUGCAUUUGGGCGCUGCUAGGCGCUUUGGCAUGGCUAACACUGCUGGCCAAUAGCGCUGUGGCCGAGACCAGGAUCGAGGUGGAUGAGAAUGGCGAUGAAUUUGAGCUAAAGCGUUUCUAUAUACAAGGACGCCAGCUGAACGGCAGCGGCAGCAAGUCCCAGUGCGUUGUAACGCGACGCAAGCGCAACAGUCGCGCCGUAACAGAGCUGCCAGCUGCAGUCACAGCGGCCGUUAACACAAGCUCAACAGCAGCUGAAGCAGUAACAGCGGCUGUUAAUAAGACUAAGAGCAAGACUAACAGCAAGCGUCGUUAUGUAGCUGUGGCAGCGCUGCUGCAGAACAAUAACGAUGAGGAUGAGGAUGAGGACGAGGAUGAUGAGCAAGAUGAAGAGGAGUUGUUGCCACUGCUGCAGCUGCCUGCCGCUGGCGCUGCGCCGGCUGCUCAGCUGCCGCAAGGCAUCAGCGUGUUGGCGCAGUCUGCAACUCAAGCCAAUGUGGGUGAUGCGGCGGGCAUUGUUGUGGUGCAGUCACAGCAGCCACCCAAAGUGAAUCCCAGCACGCACGCCGUGUUCGAAUUAAAGCCUUUGGGACAAUCGCAGCGUCAGCAGCUGCAGGACUAUCCCUAUUGGCUGCAAGAUGUGGAGGAUUAUGCCGAAGAGGCGGGCGAUGACGACGAUUUGGAUUUCUAUUAUGGAGCGCACGAAGUGGACGACAAAGUGGAGCUGGAGCACUAUAUAACAGAGGAGAGUCCUGUUAGCUCAACGCUGAUCUGGAGCACAGACGAUCAGGAUCAGGAUGAGCCACAGCGACGACGUCCUAACAAGCACAAGCGCAAGCAGCAGAAGCAGCAAAAGAAGCAGAAGCGCAAGCAGCAGCGUCGUCCAGCGCAGCAGAAUGUGCCACUGGAUAUGCUAGAGGAACAGCCGUUGAAGAAGAAGAAGCAGGAACAACAGUUAACAGCUAACAUGCAGUCCACUGUUAAUGGCAAUGUUAAUGCUACAGCGCCUAUUAUGGAUGCGGCGGCUGUUAACACACAAAAGCGCAAACCUGCCAAGGCAAACAAAAACAAACGCAAGCAAACUCAAAAGAGGAAGAACAAGAACAAGCGUCGCCGUCAGCCAAGCAACAGCUUAAGCAGCAGCAGCGGCAGCGGCAGCAUUGGCGGGUACAAGCGCCGUCGUCCGCAGCAAGCGUUAACGCCACAACAGCGUCGACGCCUGCAGCAGCAGCGUCGUCGUCGUCAGGAGCAGCUGCGUCGUCGUCGCCGUCGCAACAAGCAGCGACUGCAGCAGCAGCAGUUCAACAAUCGUCGUCCCUAUUUCGGCGAUGAGCCCAUCAUCAAUUGCAUUUACAUAAAUAAGGAUCCGACAACAACAACGCCGCGCCCCUUCUGGAAUAUAUUAGGACGCGAUGCUGAAGCUAACGACGACGCUGCCGACAGCGACGUAGCAGCAGCAGCAGUGCCGUUGCAGCGACGCUCCAGCGAAUUUGGACAACGCAAGCGCGCUAAUUUGAAAUUUGUCGCUUAA
Drosophila busckii is the source of this 1542-nucleotide messenger RNA. RefSeq names its product cancer-related regulator of actin dynamics homolog. The record is from RefSeq and is a predicted model, not a curated record. Bases 1 to 1542 code for a protein of 513 amino acids. The transcript has a single exon. NCBI's taxonomy places the organism in Eukaryota, Metazoa, Arthropoda, Insecta, Diptera, Drosophilidae.